UGUGACCCAGACAGUUGUGUCACAAUUGCAGUGUGGGCAGCACCGGCUGGGGCACAUGCAUUUCAGAGUUAGAUUUUUAUGGAAAAGAGUGCAAGACCAAACUGGACGGGGAUAUCGUAGAGGAGACAGCACUGGACACUGGAGAGACUAACAGUCAGCGGGACGUGCAGUGGGGUAAAUUUGUAUAUUCUGAACUUUAAAAUAUAAAGUGAACAUUCAAUAGAACUAUAUUAAGGGCUUUUGAGCAAUUUAGGUAUUAAGGGAUUAAUGGAAUUAGAUCUAGGUGCUUAUAUGCUUAAUACUUUCCUUCCUUUUUGUUUUGUCCUUCCUUGGGAGGUAUGAAAAUGAGGGGUAGAUGGUUAGACUUGUUCAUCAUGUUCCUUGCGUCUUUGGCACUCUGGGGCCCGACGUGGACUCAAGCAUGCCAAGGAGAGGGCGUGCCCCAGAGCGAGGUUCUGGACUGGUUCAAGCGCCGAGUGCUGGAGGGACUGGGCCUGAAGCAAGCACCUGUUCCUUUGGUUCAGCAGCCACUGGCCAGCGGGUGGGCAUCCCGAGUGGGGAGAGCAGCCCAGGUUGAGCGGAGAAGGUCCCAUCAGGAGACGUCACAAGUCAUCCUCUUCCCCAGCUCAGAUUCCACCUGCGCUCAUGACGAAGAUCUUCCCCUACAAGAAGCCUUUAGUCAUUUCACCUACUACUUCCAGCCCUCUGGUCACAGCCAAGAGACAGUGAUCACAUCUGCCCACUUCUGGUUCUACGCUGGUGAUGGAGCUUUGAGGAGCAACACUUCAGCACCCCUCUACAUCCUCACUGCCAAUCAGGAGCUCAUCCACGUCGCCGAGGGACCCACAAAGCUGGGGGAUGACGGCUGGGUCACCUACCACGUAGAGCGCCACAUCAGUCCCGCCAUGACCGAAGGCCCCUUUGUCAUCCAGGUGCGCUGUCCGUCUUGCGGCUGCUAUGCGGAUGCCAGCAAGACCCCCUUCCUACAUCUACACACCCGCUCCAGGGGUAGCGACCGCUCUCGACGGGCCUUGAUUCCUUGGUCACCGUCCUCCAUCGAGCUGCUCCAGAGACCCCCAGAGGAGAGACCGGACUAUAAUGACUGCCACCGCGAGGAACUCAACAUCUCCUUCGCUGACCUGGGGUGGGAGAACUGGAUCGUGCACCCCCAGGUCUUCACCUUCUACUAUUGCCAUGGCAACUGCUCCAGCUGGAACCGCAUGACCACCCUGCUGGGGAUUAAACAGUGCUGCGCCCCCCUUCCCGGCACCAUGAAGUCUCUCCGCUUCCGGACCACCUCCGACGGGGGCUACUCUUUCAAAUAUGAAACGCUGCCAAACAUUAUUGCCGAAGACUGCACUUGCAUUUAGCUUAUAGCUUGACGCCAUUGUGGCUAGAAAGGUCAAAUGCUGAUCUGAACAAAAUCUCAAUGUAGUAGCAGCCAAUUGUUUUUAAUGUUUUUUUUAUUGCACUCAAGCAAAGUAGAUUUUACUUACAGAAGAAUUUUGUCACUUGAAUUAAUAGAACUAUUCAUAGGUACGAAUAACUCAUCAGUUGCCGUCUUUUGUGCAAUUUUGAACUAUGAUAGCUUUACCUAAAAUCCCGGUUUUCUCCAUAAAAUCACUACACGUGGAUGAAAGAAGUCAUUAAUAAAGUGUAAAAGUACCUUAA
Messenger RNA from Brienomyrus brachyistius, 1671 nucleotides. RefSeq names its product inhibin subunit alpha (gene inha). Gene Ontology annotation, biological process: SMAD protein signal transduction. NCBI's taxonomy places the organism in Eukaryota, Metazoa, Chordata, Actinopteri, Osteoglossiformes, Mormyridae. Bases 339 to 1370 code for a protein of 343 amino acids. The transcript is spliced from 2 exons. Gene Ontology annotation, cellular component: extracellular region. Gene Ontology annotation, molecular function: growth factor activity; cytokine activity. The record is from RefSeq and is a predicted model, not a curated record.